Molecule: messenger RNA, 4495 nt
Organism: Sciurus carolinensis (gray squirrel)
Lineage: Eukaryota; Metazoa; Chordata; Mammalia; Rodentia; Sciuridae
Gene: Ranbp3
Product: RAN binding protein 3
Exons: 18
Coding region: 905-2689 (594 amino acids)
Biological process (GO): protein export from nucleus
Cellular component (GO): cytoplasm; nuclear pore
Molecular function (GO): GTPase activator activity
Source: RefSeq, a predicted model, not a curated record
AUGGACAGUGCGCGUCUCUCCUUUGUAUUCUUAAAGAUCCCUCGGCCGGCGCUUGACCAGAAAGAAAGGAAGCAGUCUGGCCUCGGCGACCGCAGUGGACCCGGGCUGCGUUGCAGGAGCCCAAAGACCCGCUGGGACGCGAGCAAGGCGGGCCGAAGCGACCCCGACGUCCCCGUCGCACGAGCUCAGGGUGGGCACGCCUCACCUCCGGGUCGGGGAGCGGGAGCUCCUUCCCAGUCGGCGUAAGGCCCUGGCUGCGUCCCCUGCUCUGCCAGCUGCGUCCCGGAGCGCCGGCGCCGCCCCGCGCGGAGGGGCACGGCCUUCGCCGACGCCGAGCCGUCCCGGAGCGCCACUCCCGGGGCUCCCGCGGUACCUGCGGCCCAGGCCCGACGGCGGACCCGCGCCCGGGUCGCGCUCCUCAACCUCCGCCUCCCUCCGCCGGCUCCCGCGCCACCUCAGGAACGCCGGCCUGACGGGGAAACUGGGGCGUGCGAUCGCAGGCUUCGCGGGCCCAGAAUGUACCUGGGGGAAGGCCGCGGCCGCGGCGCCCCCGACCGCAAGCUCUCCUGCCGCUGGGGACCCCCGGAUCGCCAGCGGGACAGCCCAGUGGUCGAGUCCCAAGACCACCGCCGGACUGCGGAGCCCGCGCUGCCCCCGCGCGUGCGCGCUCCUGGGGCCACGCUCCCUCCAUCGGCGGGAAGAGGAGGCGGGGGACCGUUAGUGCGCAGGCGCGUGCUUGGAGCGCGAGUAGGAGCUGGACUCGGCGCGCAGCUCAGCGCGCAGGCGCGGGCUGCCCGCCUCGCUUGGAGUCGGCUUGUUAAUUGCGCACGCGCAGGAGUCUCCGGCAGAAAACAGGCGAGCCCGGGCCGGCGCGGGGCCUUGUGGGAGGGCUUAAGGAAGUAAAAUGGCGGACCUGGCGAACGAAGAAAAGCCUGCCAUUGCUCCGCCCGUCUUUGUGUUUCAGAAGGAUAAAGGACAAAAGUCCUCUGCAGAGCAAAAAGACUUGUCGGAUUCAGGAGAGGAGCCUCAGGGGGAGGCUGAGGCCCCCCACCAUGGCAUGGGUCACCCCGAAUCAGCUGGUGAGCAUGCCCUAGAACCUCCUGCCCCUGCUAGCACUUCAGCCAGCACUCCUCCGCUUCCCGCUCCUGAAGCCCAGCUUCCUUUUCCACGAGAACUGGCAGGGAGGUCAGCUGGAGGCUCCAGUCCCGAAGCAGGAGAGGAUUCUGACCGAGAAGAUGGAAACUACUGCCCUCCUGUCAAGCGAGAAAGAACGUCCUCUUUAACCCAGUUCCCACCUUCACAGUCAGUGUCAAAACACAAUGUUUUUAUGCCAUCAACCUUCUGCGAGUCUUCUGCAGGCAAUUCUGACUCAGACCCAGAGGAAAAGAGCAGCGGGUUCCGGCUGAAGCCGCCGACACUGAUCCAUGGCCAGGCGCCCAGUGCAGGUUUGCCAAGCCAGAAGCCCAAGGAACAGCAGCGCAGCGUGCUCCGCCCGGCCGUGCUGCAGGCCCCGCAGCCGAAAGCACUGUCGCAGACCAUCCCGAGCAGUGGCACCAAUGGAGUCAGCGUCCCAGUGGACUGCACAGGGGCAGCGACGUCAUUAUCACCAGAAAACCCUGCACAGAGAAAUCCCUCUGAAUCUGCUGAUGAGGCACAUGCACUUGAGGAGAAAGAGCCCCAGAAAAAUGAGUCUAGCAAUACUUCUGAGGAGGAAAACUGUGAGAAGAAAGACCAAGUUGCACAGCAGGCCUUUAUAUUUGGGCAGAACCUGAGGGACAGAGUGAAGCUGAUGAAUGAGAACACUGACGUGGCUGGCAUAGAGAAUGCCGGACAUCCUGGCUCGGACACGCCAACUGCGACCAACUACUUUCUCCAGUAUAUCAGUUCCAGUUUAGAGAAUUCAACCAACAGUGCCGACUCCUCCAGCAACAAAUUCGUCUUUGGCCAGAACAUGAGCGAGCGUGUUUUGAGCCCCCCCAAGUUAAACGAGGUCAGCUCAGAUGCCGGCAGGGAAAACGCAGCUGCUGAGUCUGGAUCUGAGUCGUCCUCCCAGGAGGCCACCCCUGAGAAAGCUGAUAACAUUGCAGAGUCCCUGGCCGAGUCAGCAGCCGCCUACACCAAGGCCACCGCGCGCAAGUGUCUGUUGGAGAAAGUGGAAGUGAUCACUGGGGAGGAGGCAGAAAGUAACGUGCUACAGAUCCAGUGUAAGCUGUUUGUCUUCGACAAGACCUCACAGUCGUGGGUGGAGCGCGGCCGGGGACUGCUCAGGCUCAACGACAUGGCAUCGGCCGACGACGGGACGUUGCAGUCCCGACUUGUGAUGCGAACCCAGGGCAGCCUGCGGCUGAUCCUCAACACCAAGCUGUGGGCCCAGAUGCAGAUGGACAAGGCCAGCGAGAAAAGCAUCCGCAUCACGGCCAUGGACACCGAGGACCAGGGUGUGAAGGUCUUCCUAAUCUCGGCCAGCUCCAAGGACACCGGCCAGCUGUACGCAGCCCUGCACCACCGCAUCCUGGCCCUUCGCAGCCGGGUAGAGCAGGAACAGGAAGCCAAGACACCGGCCCCUGAGCCUGGGGCCGCCCCAUCCCACGAGGAGGACGACAGCGAUGAUGAUGUGCUGGCUCCCUCAGGGGCUGCUGGGGCCGGCGCAGGUGAGGAAGGGGACGGGCAGACGCCGGGGAGCACAUAGCAGCCGGCGCACAGGAGGCUGCUGCUUUGUCGUCUGUCUGCCGCCCGCCCCCUCCCCGCAGGCAGCGGCACCGCGGGCGGAACCACACCCUCUGGGUCGACCACAGUCUGGAUCCGCGUCUGAUGGAAAGCAGACUCGGGAGCUGCCUGGAUGUGGUUUGGGACAUGAGACCUCAUCAUAUUGAUGAGCGAAAAAGAACGUUCCUCCCCGCCCCUCCUCUGAAAUGGCACAUUAAGACUUGUCACGGCUUCUCACUGGGACUGGGAGACCUUCUUUCUUCACCCUGCGUGUCGCAGCCUCUGGGUGCAGCCAGGGCCUCUGGUCCCCCUGCCACCGCACCCUCCCUCCUGCAUGGGUGGCACCUGCCCGGGAGCAGCAGCCAGGCCUGGGUUCGGCCGCAGGAGUCUGCACUGGGCCCAAGUGCUCCGUGUGGCUCUUUGUCUCCCAUGUUCUGAUUCAAUGGGUUUAUAUUUUACAGAUCUUAUUUUUUUUUUUAAUUUCCAAAGGCUUUGUUUUCAGUUUCUGGGACUGAGAUGCUCUCUUGCGCUGAGCAGGCACAGCUCCUCGAGGGCUCGUUCUUGUGGCCCUGGCCUCUGAGCCAGGACCAGUCGGCCCCACUUGUGCCCACCCUGGGUUCCAGCAAGCUGAGUCACGGGCAGUGAGGGUGUCAGCUUCCAUCUGGCCUGGGUCUGCAGAUGCCGAUCUAGAACAAGGUCACGGAGCCUGGGAGGGGCCCCAGGGAUCCCCAGUACCCUUCCCUGUCCCCAUCGUGGAAUCCACCUGUCCUCAGGCACCCAGGCGCCAGCCUCUUCCUGUUGUUGGCCAUUCCUCACACAGCCCGGACAUCACACCCUCAAGACGGGCUGGGACCUCUGUGAGAGGCAGCGGGGGCCCUAGCCACAGGGACCAGGUCCCAGACAACAGGCUGUCCCCAUGCACGCAGCACACAGGAGUGGGUACUGGGCACCGCCCCCUGGGGCAGCCCAGAGAGGAGGGGGCCUUGUGCACACAGCCUCCCCAGGACUUCAGAGGAAAUCUCCCCGCCCCACCUCGGGGUGAAGAGGAGGCCUCAGUUUGCAGCUGUGCCACCCAUACCUCCAGGGGCAGCCAGAAGCCCCAGGGCGAGGGUGGCUCCAUGGGCCUGCACUGCCAGCCCCCCUGCGAGCCUGAGCCAGGGGAGACACCAGAGGCCUGCGCAGGAGGUCUGGUCACACUUCUCUGCUUUACGCCUUAGCCAGCUAGUGACAAGGAAAACCAGACAAUGCCCAUGUGUUUUGGAACAUUUAUGUAAGAUUGUCAUAUGAAAUGUAUUUGGGAACUACAUUAAAACUUUUAACUAAACCCCCGGCCUCCUGCAUGCCCCAGGGGCCUCAGGAAGCCAGACAGCCCUGCCCUGCCUCUCAGGUGUCCAAACUGCCUCUCGGGACUGGCCACCGCCACGCAGAGCCUCCACUCGGACUUGCUGUUUGCCUUCCCACCCAGGGGUCACCUGGCUUUCUGCAGGCCGCGGCGGGCAGGGGGCAUCUGCAGUGACAGGGCUUCGUUCAGCAAUGUGGCCCAGAAGGACACACUCCCUGGGGUCUGAGCCAGCGCACAUCUGCCUGGUAGCCCGGCAGGAGGCCUGGUCCUGCCAGCUCUUCAGCCUCAGAUCUCCCGUGUCCCUGUUGGGGCUGUCGGGCGAGGGGCCCUGGCUCAGGCAGCUGGGAGGGGACCCUCGGCCAGGUGCGCUGCUCACAACUGCCAAGCGUGGGUCAUCAUGGCCACAAAUUCUUCAUCUGUGUCCAUGGAGGUGCUGAGGCCACUGUA